AUGAAGCCUCCAUGUUGUGACAAAUCCAACGUGAAGAAAGGUCUCUGGACUGCUGAAGAAGACGCAAAGAUCCUCGCUUAUGUUGCAAUCCAUGGUGUAGGAAACUGGAGUUUGAUCCCAAAGAAAGCAGGCCUGAAUCGAUGUGGAAAGAGCUGUAGAUUGAGAUGGACUAAUUACUUAAGACCUGACCUUAAACAUGACAGCUUCUCUCCCCAAGAAGAAGAGCUUAUCAUUCAGUGUCAUAAAAUCAUUGGCAGCAGGUGGUCUUCGAUUGCACGGAAGCUUCCAGGAAGAACAGACAACGACGUGAAGAACCACUGGAACACGAAGCUGAAGAAGAAGCUGAUGAAAAUGGGGAUAGAUCCGGUGACUCACAAACCGGUUUCUCAGGUCCUUUUGGAAUUCAGAAACAUUAGUGGCCAUGGGAAUCCAUCUGAAGCUUUCGUCAGAAACUUCAAAACAGAGCCAUCUAACAACUCUGUACUCACACAAUCCAACUCAGCUUGGGAAAUGAUGAGGAACACAACGAGCCACGAGGGUUAUUACAACUCUCCUAUGAUCUUUAACAAUCCCGCUUCAUCUGAGUUCCAAGCUGCUCCGUUAUUCCAUCUCUCUACUAGCAACUCAAACCAUCUGCUCAAUGGAACCGCAUCUUCAUGCUCUUCCUCUUCGUCUUCUGCUAGUAUCACGCAGCCAAACCAAGCGGGUCAAGCACCGGCUGCUACAUUCUGCUGGAGUGAUUACCUUCUCUCGGACCCUGUUUUACCUCAGACGCAAGUAGUGGGAUCCUCAGCUACAAGCAACCUCACUACUUUUGCGCAGAACGAAAACUUGAGCAGCCAAGGCGAAUGCAGCUCUCAGAAGAUCGGUUCGAAGGGCUCGGGAACAUGUCGUUCCGCGAGCUCCUUUGUGGAUGAAAUAUUGGAUAAGGACCAAGAGAUGCUCUCCAAAGUCGAAACCUUUACAGCUAUGGCGCUCGUGUUAUCAUCUUCCAUAGUCUCGCCACUAGGAAUCAACAUCGACAUGAAUAAGAAUCUGGGUGUCUCGUAUUCUUCUUUCCCCAAAAUUCACGUCUUCAGGAUUUGUAGUCCACUGCGUAUUCGGAAAUCCGUCGUCUCGAGCCGUAAAAAUUCGGGAACUGGUUUGGCAAGCGAGGAUAAGAAAUUGUUGCUGGAACGAUAUGGUUAUGAUGCCACUGAGUUUGCGACUCAAUCUAAGAAGACGAGGAGAAAAGAAGAGGAAAGGAGUGGAAGGAACAGCCAAAAAGAGGAAGAGGUUGUUGUACAGCCAAGAACAACUCAUAGGUUACUUCAGGUUCUUGCAGGAAGUGCCAAACGAAAGAAAUUGCUUUCUCUUAAGGGAAUGGAUGUGAGACCUAUGAUGGAAGUUGUUAAAGGAGCAGCUUUUGGAAUUCUUCAGGCUGCUGGUGGUUGUCCAACGUCUCUGCGUCCUGGUAGGUGGUUGGAUUUGUACAGUGGUACAGGAUCUGUUGGAAUUGAAGCAAUCAGCCGAGGAUGUUCUGAGGAUUUGACUUAUUCUCCACAGGCACACUUUGUUGAGAUGGAUCCUUGGGUUGUUUCAAAUGUUCUACAACCAAACUUGGAGCACACUGGGUUUGUUGAGGCUUCGGUUAUACACACUGCUCGAGUGGAAAACUUCUUGGAACGUAAAGAUGGAGCAUUUGAUUAUAUCAGCGUUACACCACCGUACAUGGAGGUUGAUUACGAGGUUCUGAUGGAUCAGAUUUCUAAGUCAGCAGCAAUUGGAGAAAAUACAUUUAUUGUGGUUGAGUACCCUUCAAGAACCACAAUGCUUGAUUCAUGCGGAUGCCUUGAAAAGAUGACUGACAGAAGAUUUGGCCGGACACAUCUGGCCAUAUAUGGUCCAAAAUGGGCUCAAAAGCCGAGAAAAUCUUAAAGCCACAGUGAAUCACAACAGUAACAUCUGGCCAUUUUUCGGUUUAAAGGCAAUAAACAGAGGCUGGGAUUGAAGAGCUAGUUUGUUCCAACCUUUAAAUAGUAGAGUGCUUUUAUACAUCAGUCGCCAUUUUGUUUGUUGCCAAGUCCUAAGAUGGAAGAAACAAGUUGCAGUCUUAUGAUAAUUCUAAAAUCGGUAAUCGUCCUGUGUCUUUGUGAAGCAGAAAUAUAAUUGUACAAGUCAGUGUUAAAGUUUCUCCUUUUUUCCAUUACAUAUGGCUUCUUUUGAUGCUCGUAAGGUCUGAGAGAGCAACUUGAUACACAUGAUUUCUAUAUGUAUGUAUCAUAUACAUCAAUAUUUAUUCUAAGCAUUUCUUCUAAUUUAAAGAAAACCUUUGCGAAAGUGACGU
This is a messenger RNA of Thlaspi arvense, 2326 nucleotides long. The record is from the annotation of a GenBank genome assembly. NCBI's taxonomy places the organism in Eukaryota, Viridiplantae, Streptophyta, Magnoliopsida, Brassicales, Brassicaceae.